AUCAGAUCCAUAGCUGCCGCGCCCCUCAUUGAAGCCUACGCCCGCUCCGACCUCUCUCCCUUUUCCUCCGAUCGCCUCAAGUCUGAUUGAUAAUGCUAUGUUAUUCAGCUUCAAGCAUUGGUUUUGGUGGCAAUCUCAACUCCAUUUUUGGUGCUGCUGUUUCUACUAGGAAAUGCAAUUCAAGGAGUAUCCAACCCAUCAAAGCCACUGCUACUGAAAUUCCUCCUGCAGUUCCAAAGUCAUGGAGAAGUGGGAAGACAAGGAUUGGAAUUAAUGGUUCUGGUCGGAUUGGAAGGUUGGUUUUACGAGUAGCAACCUCAAGGGGUGAUAUUCAUGUAGUAGCAGUCAAUGACCCUUUUAUUGAUGCUAAGUACAUGGCUUAUAUGUUUAAAUAUGAUUCAACUCAUGGAGGCUUUAAGGGAACCAUCAGAGUUGUGGAUGAGUCCACCUUGGAAAUUAAUGGCAAGCAAAUUCAGGUUGUAAGCAAAAGGGACCCUACAGAGAUCCCUUGGGGUGAUUAUGGGGCUGAGCUUGUUGUUGAGUCAUCUGGUGUUUUCACAACAUUAGCUAAGGCAUCUGCACAUAUGAAGGGUGGUGCCAAGAAAGUGGUAAUUUCAGCUCCCUCAGCUGAUGCACCUAUGUUUGUGGUGGGUAAUGAGAAGACCUACAAGCCAAGCAUGGACAUAGUUUCUAAUGCUAGUUGCACUACCAAUUGUCUUGCUCCUCUUGCCAAGGUGGUUCAUGAGGAAUUUGGUAUCAUUGAGGGUUUAAUGACAACCGUCCAUGCAACUACAGCAAUGCAAAAGACUGUUGAUGGCCCUUCAAUGAAGGAUUGGCGUGGGGGUCGAGGAGCUGGGCAAAACAUCAUCCCUAGUUCAACUGGUGCAGCAAAGGCUGUUGGAAAAGUUCUUCCUAAACUCAAUGGAAAGCUUACUGGAAUGGCAUUCUGUGUCCCUACACCCAAUGUUUCUGUUGUGGAUUUAACUUGUCGACUUUGGAAGGGUGCUUCCUAUGAAGAUGUCAAAGCAGUAAUAAAGUAUGCUGCAGAAGGGCCUCUUAAAGGCAUUCUUGGACACACAGAAGAGGAUGUUGUCUCUAAUGAUUUUGUUGGUGAUUCAAGGUCGAGCAUAUUUGAUGCAAAAGCUGGAAUAGGGUUGAGUGCUUGUUUCAAGAAGCUUGUUGCAUGGUACGACAAUGAGUGGGGUUACAGCAACCGAGUAUGUGACCUAAUAGAGCACAUUGCACUGGUAGGAGCAACCCGAGACUAAAUAUUUCCAGAGGUAUGCUGUUGCUACUGAGUGACGCUGCAAUUUUAGUGUGUGCUAGAAGUUUGUUUCAGAGAGUAGGCAUCAAUUUGAUAGUACCCAAAGUUUUUGGUUGGAUUGCUUAUCGAUGUAAGAGUUGGGCAUCCCAUAAUGCGAUUCUGAAAUAAUAAAAAUUCAAGCUUGUAUGAGCGGCACCUUAAGACUUGAUCUUUGUGACAAAAGUUACAGCAAUAUCUUUGUCCCAAAAAAAAAAAAAAAAACAUUGUUGGGCAGUAUCUUAUAUCUGAAACAUCUAUGCAUGAUCUGGUUUGAUGUUUAUUUUUAUGGUGAUAUCUUGGAUGAUAACAUGAUACUUGCAAAAUCAUAUGCUUGAUGAAGGGAAGUAGUAACUGAAAUUAAAUAUACUACUAGUAUUUAGAAGUUGGGAUCUCUGGUAUAUGAUUCCGUAAUAUAAUUAGAAUUCAACAUGAAUUUGUUAGAAAAAGUCAAAAUUAAAUAUGAUUUUAAUCUAUCCUAGUUGGAUGGAUAUUCAUUCAUUACGCUAAUUAUUGGCCAAUUUCUUUAAUAAUAAUAUUAAGACUAAUAAGAAUUAAUAUUAAGACUAAUAAGAAUUAUUGGCCAUUUUUAAGUAACAUUAAUAACAGUUAAACCCAACCUCAAAAUUUGAAUGCAAAAAAAAAAAAAAAAA
Durio zibethinus is the source of this 1953-nucleotide messenger RNA. The record is from RefSeq and is a predicted model, not a curated record. NCBI's taxonomy places the organism in Eukaryota, Viridiplantae, Streptophyta, Magnoliopsida, Malvales, Malvaceae.